AUGGCUGAAGGCGGUGGCAUUGAUCGUCGCGCCGACGAGAAGAUGGAGUUUUCCACUUCUAAAGAGGUUACUGUCCACCCGACUUUCGAGUCCAUGUCAUUAAAGGAAAACCUCCUUCGUGGAAUCUAUGCCUAUGGCUACGAGUCGCCUUCUGCCGUCCAAUCUCGAGCUAUCGUCCAGAUCUGCAAGGGUCGCGAUACCAUUGCGCAAGCUCAGUCAGGUACCGGAAAAACAGCUACCUUCUCCAUUUCGAUGCUUCAGGUUAUCGAUACCGCCAUCCGUGAGACUCAGGCUCUUGUACUCUCACCCACUCGCGAACUUGCUACCCAAAUCCAAUCCGUCGUCAUGGCCCUCGGUGAUUACAUGAAUGUCCAGUGUCAUGCCUGCAUUGGUGGAACGAAUGUCGGCGAAGAUAUCCGAAAGCUUGACUAUGGCCAGCAUAUUGUCUCUGGUACCCCUGGUCGAGUCGCAGAUAUGAUUCGUCGCCGCCACCUGCGAACUCGCCAAAUCAAGAUGCUGGUUCUUGACGAAGCCGACGAGCUACUCAACCAAGGUUUCCGAGAGCAGAUCUACGAUGUCUAUCGAUACUUGCCCCCUGCGACUCAAGUCGUUGUCGUUUCAGCUACACUCCCUUACGAUGUUCUCGACAUGACUACAAAGUUCAUGACCGAUCCCGUCCGCAUUUUAGUCAAGCGUGACGAGUUGACGCUCGAAGGACUCAAACAAUACUUCAUCGCUGUCGAGAAAGAGGACUGGAAAUUCGAUACACUUUGUGAUCUGUACGACACCUUGACCAUCACCCAGGCUGUUAUCUUUUGUAACACCCGGAGAAAGGUCGAUUGGUUGACGGACAAGAUGCGGGAGGCGAAUUUCACAGUUAGCAGUAUGCAUGGAGACAUGCCUCAGAAGGAACGAGACAGUAUCAUGCAGGACUUCCGACAGGGAAACAGCCGAGUCUUAAUAUCGACCGAUGUCUGGGCCCGUGGUAUCGAUGUGCAGCAGGUUAGCUUGGUCAUCAACUACGAUCUGCCAAGCAACCGAGAGAAUUACAUCCACCGUAUUGGUAGGAGUGGACGUUUCGGUCGCAAGGGUGUCGCUAUCAACUUCGUCACCAGCGAGGAUGUCCGAAUCCUUCGAGACAUCGAAUUGUACUAUUCUACUCAGAUCGAUGAGAUGCCGAUGAAUGUGGCAGAUCUAAUCUCUUAA
Molecule: messenger RNA, 1206 nt
Organism: Hypoxylon fragiforme
Lineage: Eukaryota; Fungi; Ascomycota; Sordariomycetes; Xylariales; Hypoxylaceae
Product: ATP-dependent RNA helicase FAL1
Exons: 3
Coding region: 1-1206 (401 amino acids)
Cellular component (GO): nucleolus; catalytic step 2 spliceosome
Molecular function (GO): RNA helicase activity; mRNA binding; ATP binding
Source: RefSeq, a predicted model, not a curated record